This is a messenger RNA of Elgaria multicarinata webbii, 2079 nucleotides long. RefSeq names its product vomeronasal type-2 receptor 26-like. The coding region runs from base 1 to 2079 and encodes 692 amino acids. The record is from RefSeq and is a predicted model, not a curated record. Gene Ontology annotation, cellular component: plasma membrane. The transcript has 5 exons. Gene Ontology annotation, molecular function: G protein-coupled receptor activity. Gene Ontology annotation, biological process: G protein-coupled receptor signaling pathway. NCBI's taxonomy places the organism in Eukaryota, Metazoa, Chordata, Lepidosauria, Squamata, Anguidae.
AUGUCCCAAGAGAAGAAAGGCAAGCGAGAGAUGGAUGGGCUUCUCCAGGCAGAUAUAGACAUGGAUGUGAAGGAACUCACAAAGAAGUGGACGUGGAUUGGGGUUGUUGUUACAGAUAAUGACAAUGGAGAGCGAUUUUUGCAAAUUGUCAUGCCACUAUUUUCUAGAAGUGGUGUCUGCUUUGCCUUCAUACAAAGACUUCCCAAAUUACGUUUUGUCACUGAAAUUAAUGACAUGUUACAGCAGGGGGCAAAAAUACAUGAUAAAGUGAUGGGCAGCAACACAAACAUUGUGGUGGUCUACACAGAAUCUUAUUCCAUGGCAUACUUUCUUUGGUUUCCAUAUCUAUCUGAACAAGAGCACAUGACAAAUAAUGUGAAUUCAAAGGUAUGGAUCACAACAUCUCAGAUGGAGUUCACUACAUUUGUCUUUCAAAGGAAUUGGGAUACAGGGAUAUUCCAUGGCACUAUAUCUUUCAGAAUCCACUCCAAUGACUUGCCAGGAUUUAAGCAAUUUCUUGAGAGCAGAAAUCCUUCCAGAACUAAAGAAGAUGGUUUUAUCCAGGACUUUUGGCAACAGGCCUUCGGCUGUGUAUUCCCAGAUAGCAUGGUGGGUAAUGUGGACAGAGACAUUUGCACAGGGGAAGAGAAGCUGGAGAGCCUUCCUGAAUCGUUCUUCGAAAUGGGCAUGAUUGGCCACAGCUACAGCAUCUACAAUGCUGUCUAUGCAGUGGCCCAUGCUCUACAUGCCAUGUCCUCAUCUAGAACUGACAUUGGUGCAAGGCUGGAGGGAGAAGGACCCAAGCUUCAGAAUCUACAGUUUUGGCGGCUCCAUCAUCUUCUGAAAGGUAUCUCAUUUAACAAUAGUGCUGGGGACAAGAUUUCCCUCAACCAGAAUGGGGAGCUGGUCAUAGGAUUGGAUGUGAUCAACUGGAUUAUGUAUUCCAACCAAUCUUUUCAUAGGGUGAAAGUUGGGAAGAUGGAUCCUGAGGCUCCACUAGAUCAAGCAUUCACUAUUGAUGAGGAUGCCAUAUCAUGGCAUGGCUGGUUUAACCAGUCCUUGCCUAUUUCCCUCUGCACUGAAAGUUGUGUUCCUGGAUCUCAUAAGAAAGUGAAGGAGGGGGAGCCAUUUUGCUGCUAUGACUGCAUCCAAUGUCCAGAAGGAAAGAUUGCAGACCAGGAGAAUAUGAAUGACUGUAAGAAAUGCUCAGAAAAAGACUAUCCAAGCGAAGGGCAGAAUUUUUGUAUCCCCAGAAUUGUAACCUUCUUGUCUUAUGAAGAACCUCUGGGACUCAGUUUAGCCUUUUUUGCAUUUUCCUUUUCUUUCGUCACAGCUCUGGUGCUUCAGACAUUUAUGAAGCAUCACAAUACCCCCAUAGUCAUAGCCAAUAACCAGAACCUCACCUACACUCUGCUCAUCUCCCUCCUGUUUUGUUUUCUUUGCACAUUGCUAUUUAUUGGCCUGCCUCACAAGGUGACCUGUCUCCUCCGACAAACUGUCUUUGGACUCAUCUUCUCAGUGGCUAUUUCUUGUGUAUUAGCAAAAACCAUAACUGUGGUCAUGGCUUUUAUGGCCACCAGGCCUGGAUCCAGCAUGAGGAAAUGGGUGGGGAAAAGACUGGCUAGCUCCAUUGUUCUUUCUUGCUCCCUCAUCCAAGGAGGCAUCUGUACUAUAUGGCUGGGAACCUCUCCCCCAUUCCCUGAUGUUGAUACGCACUCAGUGACUGAAGAAAUUAUUCUCGAAUGUAAUGAUGGUUCUGUGACUAUGUUUUACUCUGUCCUGGGGUACAUGGGCAUGCUGGCAAUUGUCAGUUUCACUGUGGCUUUCCUUGCAAGAAAGUUACCCGACAGUUUCAAUGAAGCCAAGUUCAUCACUUUCAGCAUGUUGAUGUUUUGCAGUGUUUGGUUAUUGUUUGUCCCCACCUAUCUCAGCACAAAUGGAAAAUACAUGGUAGCUGUUGAGAUCUUCUCUAUAUUGACCUCCAGCAUUGGUUUGUUGGUUUGCAUCUUUUCUCCCAAAUGUUAUAUUAUUGUUUGGAGACCUGAGCUGAACAAAAGGGAACAGCUAAUAAGAAGAUAA